GCCUGCACCAUAAAAAUCUCUGCCCUCUCUUUUUCGUUGUAGUCAGCGUUGUUCAUAUUCCCACUCUCAAAACUCUCUCUCUUUCUUCUGUCUCUCUCAAAACUCUGACUUCUUUAAAUUUUUGAAAACCCCAAAUUCCCAAAUCCCAUUUCUUAAAAACACAAACAAACGCCCUAAUCAUGGAUUCUCUUCCUUCUGGUUACCGCCCCAACGUUGGCGUUUGUCUCAUCAACUCUGACAAUCAGGUUUUUGUGGCUUCUAGAUUGAAUGUUCCGGGAGCAUGGCAGAUGCCUCAGGGAGAGAUUGAAGAUGGUGAAGACCCAAAGUUAGCAGCUGUUAGGGAACUGAGAAAGGAAACUGGAAUAGUGUCUGCUGAGAUUGUUGCCGAGGUACCCAAAUGGUUGACUUACGACUUUCCUCCUGCUGUGAAGACCAAAGUCAGUCGUCUCUGGGGUGGGCAAUGGCACGGGCAGGCACAAAAAUGGUUUCUUAUGAGAUUGACAAAAGACGACAGUGAGAUUAACUUGGACAACGAUGAAGCCGACGUUGAAUUUGCAGAGUGGAAAUGGGCAAACCCUGCAGAAGUUGUUGAACAGGCUGUGGACUACAAGAGACCAACUUAUGAAGAGGUAAUGAAGACUUUUGGACCUUACCUUGAUGGAAACAAAAUAUCUACCAAAUGCAAAUCAUCCAAAUGGUGAAUGGUGACAAAUAAUGGUGUUCUUACCUCAAUUUUUACCAAAGAAAGACGGGAAAAAAAAAAAAAAAAAGAUGGAUUUGUAAAUGGGGGAACAGCUAGAAAGAAAGAAAACUGCUUACUUAUCUGAUUUUGUUGGAAUAAUUGAAAUUUUGUCAAAUUACUUUAACCAGUUUAUGGGGGAAAUAACUGUGUUAUUUUAGGAGAUUUGAAGAUCUGUGUAAAGAAAAGGGGAAGUAGUGAAAUGAAAUUGUAUGAAAGGUGUGUUUGACUUUGUGAUAAUUAAUUAAUGUAUGAAAGGUUGGAAACUUUUUGUCUU
Messenger RNA from Benincasa hispida (wax gourd), 1016 nucleotides. RefSeq names its product nudix hydrolase homolog 25 (gene NUDX25). Gene Ontology annotation, cellular component: chloroplast. Gene Ontology annotation, biological process: ribose phosphate metabolic process; nucleoside phosphate metabolic process. NCBI's taxonomy places the organism in Eukaryota, Viridiplantae, Streptophyta, Magnoliopsida, Cucurbitales, Cucurbitaceae. The record is from RefSeq and is a predicted model, not a curated record. Gene Ontology annotation, molecular function: bis(5'-adenosyl)-pentaphosphatase activity; guanosine-3',5'-bis(diphosphate) 3'-diphosphatase activity.